UGUUGUCAUUUGCCUAAUAUUGUGUUGAAUUAUUCUAAUUAAAAUGCCCAUCACUAACGAAGAAGCCGCUGAUAUGAUAGCAGUCUAUCACGGUUGUUUUCAAAAUGCGACAAUUGCUGAAAGAGAAUACGCGAUGCGGUAUCCUGAUUGCCACCAUUAUGGUAGAAGAGUUUUUACACGAUUGGCACAACGAUUACGGGAUACUGGCAGUUUUUGUCGACCAACAUUUCGAAGGUGUUGCAAAAGAAGAACUGAAGAAAAUAUUAUAAAUGUUCUAGCAUCGAUACAGCAUAAUAGCCAUAUUGGAACUAGAGCAUUAUCUGCCGACUUGGGUAUAGCAUGGACUACUGUUCGUAAUAUUCUAAAAGACAACAGACUACAUGCCUACCAUAUUUUCUUACAUCAUUCCCUGAAUGAUGAAGAUUUCGAUCAUAGAUUGAAUCAUUGUCACUGGAUGCUGGGGAUGAUCAGGGAAGAUAGGAAUCUUUUAACAAAAAUUUUGUGGACCGACGAAUCUACCUUUCGUAGUGAUGGGUGGCGCUGGAUAGAAAGGGGAAGCUUAUCUCCUUGGCCAGCCAAGUCACCCGACCUGACGUGUCUCGAUUUGUAUUUAUGGGGACGCAUAAAAGACUUUGUGUAUCAAACACAACCCACAACGAAAGUAGACAUGCAAAAUAGAAUCCGAAAUGCCAAUCAACAACUAUCAGCGGCUGAAAUCGAAGUGGCAGUUUUAUCCACAAAACGAAGAUCAGAAAAAUAUGUGACAGAAGACAAUUCGAACACUUAA
Messenger RNA from Harmonia axyridis, 787 nucleotides. RefSeq lists its product as uncharacterized. The record is from RefSeq and is a predicted model, not a curated record. Gene Ontology annotation, molecular function: nucleic acid binding. Bases 44 to 787 code for a protein of 247 amino acids. The transcript has 3 exons. Lineage: Eukaryota; Metazoa; Arthropoda; Insecta; Coleoptera; Coccinellidae.